Microthlaspi erraticum is the source of this 1122-nucleotide messenger RNA. The record is from the annotation of a GenBank genome assembly. NCBI's taxonomy places the organism in Eukaryota, Viridiplantae, Streptophyta, Magnoliopsida, Brassicales, Brassicaceae.
AUGGAUAACCGCAAACUUAAACCGGGUAAAACCAAAGAAGAACAACAAGUUGAAGAAGAUGCGAGUUUGCUAGCGAGGAGGCUCUCAAACGCAAACGCCUUCCCCAUGGUCCUCAAGGCCGCUUUGGAGCUCGGUGUGGUCGACAUCAUCACCACCUUAGGCGACGGUUUGUGGCUUUCACCUUCUGAGAUAGCUUCAAGACUCCCAACCAAACCGAGCAACCCGGAAGCUCCGGUUUUGCUAGACCGGAUGCUGCGGUUUCUCGCCACCUUUUCGGUUUUAAAAUGCCGUACUGUAGUAUUAGAAGAGAACGGCCAAACCGACAGAGUCGAGAGGGUAUAUGCAGCCGAACCGGUCUUCAAAUAUCUCUCAAACAAUAAUGACGUCUCGGGUUCGUUUGCGUCUCUGUGCAUGGUGUUCCAUAGCGACGUAUUUAUCAAGACUUGGAUGCAUCUCAAAGAUGUGGUAUUAGAAGGAAGAGAUGCAUUCAGUUAUGCGCAUGGGAUGAAAUUAUACGAAUACGUCCAAACGGAUGCAAAAUUCGGUGAAGUGUUUAACCGGGCUAUGUUGGAAUCUUCCACCAUCGUUAUGGAGAAAGUUCUAAAUGUUUAUGAAGGAUUCAAAGAUGUCAAGACUUUGGUGGAUGUGGGAGGAGGACUUGGUCACAUACUAAGUCUCAUCACUUCCAAAUAUCCUCACAUUAAGGGUAUCAAUUUCGAUUUACCCUCAGUUUUAACCGCUGCUCCUCCUUAUCCCGGCGUACAACAUGUGGCGGGAGAUAUGUUCACAAAAAAUCCAAACGGAGAUGCUAUUUUCAUGAUAAGGAUCUUGCAUGAUUGGAAGGACGAUGAGUGCGUGAAAAUUCUUAAAAACUGUCGGGAGAGUCUUCCAAACAAUGGAAAGGUGAUAAUAGUGGACAUGGUUACACCACUAGAAGCGAAGAGCGGAGAUGUUUGUUCUAACAUUGUGUUUGGUAUGGACAUGAUAAUGUUAACACAAUGUUCCGGUGGUAAAGAGAGAUAUCUUUCAGAGAUUGAAGCUAUUUCAUUUGCCUCAGGUUUUUCUCGUUGUGAGAUCGUAUGCUCGGUUUAUCCAUUUUCCGUCAUCGAAAUCUAUAAAUAG